CUCUCCCCCUCUCCCUCCCUCCCUCUCUCCUCCUCUCUCCCUCUGUUCUGUGGGCAGUGUGGGUAGAGCGUGGUUCCUCCAGCAUGCGCUCUCUGCUCGCUCCGCUCUUCUUCAUCGUCGCCUGCGGAUCCUACCCCUCCAUGACAAUCGGGCCGAAGGAGGGCUGGCAGGUGUACAGCUCAGCGCAGGAUGCAGACGGACGCUGUAUCUGCACCGUCGUGGCUCCAGAGCAAAACCUCUGCUCCAGAGACGCCAAGAGCCGACAGCUCCGCCAACUACUGGAGAAGGUGCAGAACAUGUCCCAGUCCAUCGAAGUCCUAAACCUGAGGACACAGAGGGACUUCCAGUAUGUGAUGAAGAUGGAGAACCAGAUGAAGGGGCUCAGGACCAAGUUCAGACAGAUUGAGGAAGAUCGCAAAACGAUCAUGGCUAGAAAUUUUAAGGAGCUGAAGGACCGGAUGGAUGAACUGCAGCCGCUGAUCCCCGUGCUGGAGCAGUACAAAACAGAUGCUAAGCUAAUCUCCCAGUUCAAAGAGGAGCUCCGGAACCUGUCAGCCGUUCUGACGGGCAUCCAGGAGGAGCUGGGGGCCUACGAUUACGAGCAGCUCUACCAGAGAGUCAUCAGCCUCGACAGCCGCCUGCGCAACUGCAUGAGCAAACUCACGUGUGGGAAAUUAAUGAAAAUCACAGGACCCGUGACUGUAAAGACAUCGGGGACCCGGUUCGGCGCAUGGAUGACUGACCCACUGGCGUCUCCGAGAAACAACAGAGUAUGGUACAUGGACACCUAUACCAACAGCAAGGUGGUGCGUGAGUACAAGUCAAUGGCAGACUUUGUCUCAGGCCUGGAGUCCCGGACCUACUACCUUCCGUUCAAGUGGGCCGGGACGAAUCACGUGGUGUACAACGGCUCACUGUACUACAACAAGGAGCAGAGCAACAUCAUAGUGAAGUACAGCUUCGAGACGGGCCGGGUCCUGGCCCAGCGGGCGCUAGAGUACGCCGGCUUCCACAACGUCUACCCAUACACCUGGGGCGGCUUCUCCGACAUCGACCUCAUGGCCGAUGAGCUGGGCCUGUGGGCCGUCUACGCCACCAAUCAGAAUGCCGGGAACAUCGUGAUCUCCCAGCUGGAGCCGCAGACGCUGGAGGUUCUGCGGACGUGGAACACGGAGUACUCCAAGCGCAACGCUGGAGAAUCUUUCAUGAUCUGUGGGACACUGUACAUCACCAACUCCCACCUGACCGGCGCCAAGGUCUACUAUUCCUACAACACCAAGACGUCCACUUACGAGUACACGGACAUCCCCUUCCACAACCAGUACUUUCACAUCUCCAUGCUGGACUACAACGCUCGGGAGAGGGCGCUCUAUGCCUGGAACAACGGCCACCAGGUUAUUUUCAACGUCACCCUGUACCACGUCAUCAAAACGGAGGAUGACUCAUAAAGACACUUUGAAGGAGAUUUGAGGAAUGUAGUGGGAGUGUCAUGAUGAGGCAUUUUGUUUUGUUGUUUUCUCGUUUGUGUUUCUUUUGCCAAAGGUUGGAAGAUGGAGAACUUGAAGAGGAACAUGAGAGAGUCCCUCAUGACCUUCAGAAUGUGUUCAGUAGUGUUUUCUCUGAUCUAACACUCUUGAAGACUUAAGAAGUUAUCUAGACCUUAUCUAGUACAGGAAUGGUCUUAGACCACCAUCGUUCCACAUCACCUGGGGGUGGGCAAUAUGGAUACCAAUAUUCUAUGGUUUAAUAAAUUGGAAUAGAGUAUGCACCAGUAGUGCCAAAAUUUGAAAAAUCACAAGUACAACUUGUUUUUGGUGACACUUUAUUUUGAGUGAUCCUUUCCAGAUGAAUUAAACACUCAACAGACUCUGUGAUGUCAUAGCACAUAUCAAUGAUGUCACCCAUGAAUUCAUUCAGUAGAUUAUCGAGAGACAUUUAAUUAACUGUGUAAAUAAAAUGUAUUCAUGAUCUGCUGAAUUCAGUUGUUUAUCAGUUUAUUUGAUGUCCAGGUUCAAAUCUGUAGAUGUUUAAUAUGAGAGGAACUGAACAUGUAACAGGUUUAAUACACACCAUCUCAACAUCCACACUGCUGACACCAUUCUCUACCUGGAGCUUCACUGGAUUAGGGUUUGGUUAAGGUUAUGAUUAGAUUAGGGCCAGGGUGCAUAUGAUUAGGUUUCGGUUUGAGAUUAAGGUUAGGAUUAGGGCCAGGGUCAAAAUUAGGUUUUGAGGUUGAGGUUAGGGUUGGGGUUAGGAUAACGCCCAGGUUGAGGAUUAGGUUUUUUUGAGGUUGAGGUUAGGGUUGGGGUUGGGAUUAGGGCCAGGUUUAAGAUUAGGUUUUGGAUUGAGGUUAAGUUUAAGGUUAGGGGGUUAGGGCCAGGGUUAAAAUUUUGAGGUCAAGGUUGAGGUUAGGGUAAGAAUUAGGGCCAGGGUUAGGAUUAGGUUUUGGAUUGAGGUUGAGGUUAAGGUUAGGAUUAGGGCCAGGGUUAAAAUUAGGUUUUGAGGUUGAUGUUGAGGUUAAGUUUAGGGUUUGGAUUAGGGCCAGGGUUAGAAUUGUGUUUUGGUUAGGUUAAGAUCAGGGUUUUAAUUAGGAUUAGGGCUAGGGUAAUAAUAAGGUUUUAAGCAGGUUAAGUUUGCGGAUAGAAUUUGGGCCAGGAUUAAGAAUAGAUUUUGGAUUGAGGUUAAGCCUGGGGUUAGGCUUAGGGCCAGGGUGAGGUUUUGCUAAAUGGAAGCACCAUAUUAAGUCUACAUCAUGCAACAUUAACACCACAUCUACUUAAUGUAAGUAAUGUAACCACAGAACAUCUACAAGAUAUUUCCUUUAAUGUAUUCAGAUGCUGCACUACUGCUAUUUCACUGAUAUGUUGUUGACGUGUUACUGACACUUUAUUGAGAUAAUUAUCUACAAAGGACCACUCCAAAUAAAGUGUUAACCAUGUUUCUGUGUAACAUCGCAGCACUACACCUGAUUAAGCAGGGCUAAGUAUCUUGGACUGCUGCCAUCAUCAGCAUUAGAUCUCAUGACCUCCCAGUAAUAGAGCAUAACCUUAGCCAGCUGUGGCUCUUCAUAAUCCUCUCUAAACCUUGUUGGCCAGUGUUCUGAAGGUACUGACAGUAUCCACAACAUGCUCAGAAAAUAGACGAGACGUGAUAAUGCCAUAUGUCGUCCACCCCUAACAUCACUACCUCCCACCUACACCCAUAAGGCUGAUUUAGGCUCCUGAAAAGAUGCACAUAAAUAUCUCAAAAUGCAUAAAAGGGGUUCAUGGGUAACCAUAGCUUGCUGAGGCUCAUGGAGAUUAGCAUGACAGGCAAACCUCAACUAUGCAGUGUAUGAAUCAGGAAAGCAUUGAAAAGGCACCAACUGGUAGCAUUGUGCAUGGGACAAGACCCAAACAAUACUCAAACCAGAACCGGCACAAAAUGAAAUGGAGUAGUUUGAGGAUCAGCGGGCAAGAGGUGCAGUGUGUGAUGGCUUUGAACAGGCUGUGGUUAAAAUGUUUAACAAUGGAUAAUCCAAAAAAACAAAGUACCUUGUAAUGUACAAAAAUAGGCAAAGGGUCAUACUGAGAGUCAGAGUGAAAGAUACAAGCAAAAGGUCACAACAUGAAAGAGGAAAGACAGAGUCAAAAAAGGGUCAGGCUAGAAUUGUACGAGCGGGAAAACAAACCCGGGAAGUCAAACCUCGGAACAAAAGGCUCGGUAAGGCACAGGAGACUGAUACAACACUUUGCAAGGAGACUAUAGGAACAAGCAGGUUAUCAGAUGACAACCAUCAACAAUCAGGUGAGGUGGAGCAUGGAUAGGUAGAUGGUUCAGAGUCUUUGGUCGUGUGAUCCCCCAGAGAAUUCUGGGAGUUGGAGUUCUGGGCGGAAUCAGGGGUGUUAGACUCUGCUGAGCCAGUGGGAGGCAAGACAAUGUUAAUAAAUCAUACAAACAACCUAUAAAAAUAGUGAAGCGAAUAUUCAUUCUUCGCGAUAUAUAGAAACAAGACUUUCUGUUCUGGUUUGGACACUGCCACCUAGUGUAUGCAUUGAUACUAUGUGCAAGCAUGUUGGUAGACACCAAUGUGAACACAUGAUGUCUGCACAUGUUCACAGACAUUCAGAAGUGUAAAUCAGCCUUUAAAAACAAAGGUUCUUCAUACUCCUUAGUUUUCCUCUUUCAACAGGUGGUUCUUGACAAUGCGAUUAGUGAAUAUGAAGAAUAUCCACUCAGUAUGUGGUAGAGGUUUUUUCCCCCAGAAUCUUAGGCUAUGUUUACACAGCAGGUAACAGUGACCCAAAUCUGAUCUCUUUCUCCGUAUGCAACACAGAUGUGUGUCAGUGUGAACAGCCAAAAAACGCAUUGAAUCUGAUCUUUUCAAUUCUGAUUUGAGACGCUUUCAUGUGUGGUACUGAAAUCUGAUACGUAACCGAUCUGCGGCAAUGCGACUCAGUCUGAACAGUCAGAUUGGAAAUUCACGCAACUUUUACAUCCGUCAUACAUUCGUCAUCAUUUCGCGCUGAGACUCAAACAUUUGGUCUAAAUGAAUAGACCAUAAGAAUAGAAGAGACUUAUCGCCGCCGCUGUGUAUUAAAAGAGAUUUCAAAUGAAACAGCCUGAUGAGACCAAGGCUACAGCGUGAAAGAACAGUUUUAAAGAAUCCGAGGACACGAAGCAAAGAAGUAGCUGUGGCCCAAUAACGCGCCCUUUCUACAGCGAACUCGAACACAUUCUGGGUGAUGAGAGAAUGUGGAAAUUUAUUGGAAAUUGAUCAUCGCUCCUGAAAUGCUGGUGAAGAUGAAACUAAAAGCAACAGGUGUUUGCUGUCCGUGACUGUGGACCUCUGGACGAGCCACGUGAAGUAUUGUUCUUUUGCACAUGCAGCUCAGUUUAGGACCUGAUCUGCUCAGAAUGGUGUCGUAUACACAUCACCUUUAAAAGAUACAGCCGAACCAAAAAAUCGGAUUUGCUGAGAAAAUCAGAGUUGGGCAACUUUUACCUGCUGUGUAAAUGUAGCCUAACAUCCAAGCCAAGAACCAUUUAAGGAACCUUUAGUUUAAAGAGUGUAAGGCAGUGGUCUCCAACCAUAUUCCUGGAGAUCUAUUUUCCAGCAGAGUCUAGUUCCAACCACAAUCUGUCACAACUACUCAUUAAUUUCUUAGUCCCUGAUUGGUUGGACCGAUACAGUAAUCUUAGGUAAGGAGGAGGCAGCAAGUAGUUUCCAGGUAAAGGGCUGGUGGCCACUGGUGCAAGGUCUGUUUCUCCAACAACAGCAAGAUGUCCAUCUACGAGAAGACGGAAAUCUCAUCUUCCACAACCAGUUUCACAUCUCCAUGAUGGCCUGCAGUGCAGUGCAGUGUAGUGAUCAGGUCUAGACAUACCAUUCUACCACAUCCUCAGAACAGAUGGA
Messenger RNA from Pygocentrus nattereri (red-bellied piranha), 5395 nucleotides. It is a transcript of the gene olfm3a, whose product is annotated as olfactomedin 3a. Lineage: Eukaryota; Metazoa; Chordata; Actinopteri; Characiformes; Serrasalmidae. The coding region runs from base 84 to 1448 and encodes 454 amino acids. The transcript is spliced from 6 exons. Gene Ontology annotation, biological process: signal transduction. The record is from RefSeq and is a predicted model, not a curated record.